AGGCUUUCCCCGCCUCCCCGGCCGGCGCUCCAAUCGGAAGAGGAGACGCUUGAGGGGCGGCUCUGCUGGCCAACCGGGGCAGGCCCUCGGGUCCUCCAUUCCUCCCUCCCUGCUGCGGAGGGGACGGACCGCGCUCCCGCCAGGCUUCGGGUGCCGGUGAGCUGUGACCAACCUCCCCCCCCCCCGGCCAGGAUGGCCUGCGCGGGGCUGCUGAGGGCGCUGGCUUCUCCUCUGCGCUGGGGAGCCGGCCCCCUCCUCCGCGCCCGCCUCCCUGCCGAGCAUCCUCCUCCGGGCUCCGGCAUGGCCACCCUCAACCAGCUGCACCGCCUGGGCCGGCCCCAGCGGCCUCCGCCCAAGCCGGGCCCCACCGCCGGCCGGCCCCAGCUCAAGGGGGUGGUGCUCAAGACCCUGAUCCGCAAGCCCAAGAAGCCCAACUCGGCCAACCGCAAGUGUGCCCGCGUGCGGCUCAGCACCGGCAAGGAGGCGACCUGCUUCAUCCCGGGCGAAGGGCACAACCUGCAAGAGCACAACAUCGUCCUGGUGGAGGGCGGGAGGACCCAGGACCUGCCGGGGGUCAAGCUCAAGGUGGUGCGCGGCAAGUACGACUGCGCCCACGUCCAGAAGAAGAAAUGAGGCCUCGCGGCUGGGACGCUGGAGCCCCCCUCCCGGCGCCCUCCUGCUGCUUAUAGAGGGGGCUGAUGGGGGGAGGAGGAGGAGAUUCUGGCUUGGAAUAAAAACGGCGGCUUCUUGGA
Hemicordylus capensis (graceful crag lizard) is the source of this 752-nucleotide messenger RNA. RefSeq names its product 28S ribosomal protein S12, mitochondrial-like. Gene Ontology annotation, molecular function: structural constituent of ribosome. The coding region runs from base 193 to 633 and encodes 146 amino acids. NCBI's taxonomy places the organism in Eukaryota, Metazoa, Chordata, Lepidosauria, Squamata, Cordylidae. The record is from RefSeq and is a predicted model, not a curated record. Gene Ontology annotation, cellular component: ribosome; small ribosomal subunit. The transcript is spliced from 3 exons. Gene Ontology annotation, biological process: translation.